Molecule: messenger RNA, 558 nt
Organism: Choloepus didactylus (southern two-toed sloth)
Lineage: Eukaryota; Metazoa; Chordata; Mammalia; Pilosa; Megalonychidae
Product: histone H2A type 1-D-like
Exons: 1
Coding region: 18-410 (130 amino acids)
Cellular component (GO): nucleosome
Molecular function (GO): protein heterodimerization activity; structural constituent of chromatin; DNA binding
Source: RefSeq, a predicted model, not a curated record
GCUGUAAUUCUUCCAAUAUGUCUGGACGCGGUAAGCAGGGAGGUAAGGCUCGCGCUAAAGCUAAGACCCGGUCUUCUCGCGCGGGUCUGCAGUUCCCCGUGGGUCGAGUGCACCGUCUUCUCCGCAAAGGCAACUAUUCGGAGCGGGUCGGGGCCGGCGCCCCGGUGUACAUGGCGGCGGUGCUGGAGUACCUGACCGCAGAGAUCCUGGAGCUGGCGGGCAACGCUGCUCGCGACAACAAGAAGACCCGCAUUGUCCCGCGCCACCUCCAGCUGGCCAUCCGUAACGACGAGGAGCUCAACAAGCUACUGGGCAAGGUCACCAUCGCGCAGGGCGGUGUCCUGCCCAACAUCCAGGCGGUGCUACUGCCCAAGAAGACUGAGAGCCACCACAAGGCCAAGGGCAAGUAGGGUCGAAUUUGUAGGAACUGAAAGCUGUCUAAUAAAACAAAGGCUCUUCUCAGAGCCACCCACCGUUUCUGCGGAAGAACUGAGCACUAUAAAAUCUAUCACGAAGACCUGAAUUUUAAGCACAUGAAAUACAGCAUCUAUUAAUUCC